Molecule: messenger RNA, 2502 nt
Organism: Sclerotinia sclerotiorum 1980 UF-70
Lineage: Eukaryota; Fungi; Ascomycota; Leotiomycetes; Helotiales; Sclerotiniaceae
Exons: 13
Coding region: 1-2502 (833 amino acids)
Biological process (GO): glucan catabolic process
Cellular component (GO): extracellular region
Molecular function (GO): cellulose binding; beta-glucosidase activity
Source: RefSeq, a predicted model, not a curated record
AUGGCUAUUCCAUAUGUUGAGGUUGAGUGGUCUGAACGUGAUACAAAGAUGCAAGUUCUUUCUCUCGUCCUCCUAGUUCUAGCGACUCCCAUCCGCGCUGCAGCCGGCGAUGGAGAUUGGGCUGCCGCUUAUACCAAGGCUAAAACGGCUCUGGCAAAACUCACAAAUGCGAAUAAAGUUACACUAGUUACGGGUGUUGGAUGGGAAAAGGGACCUUGUGUUGGGAAUACUGCUGCUAUACCUUCGAUUGGAUGGCCAGCAUUCUGUUUGCAGGAUGGUCCUUUAGGAGUUCGAUAUGCUCAAAAAGUAACGGCAUUUCCGGCGGGCAUAACUACAGGCAGUACAUGGGAUACGGAUUUGAUGUAUGCGAGGGGUUAUGCUUUAGGAGCCGAAGCAAAAGCACUUGGUGUUCAUAAUCAGCUUGGUCCAGUGGCUGGACCUUUGGGGAAAAUACCAGUGGCGGGGAGAAAUUGGGAAGGGUUUAGUAAUGACCCAUAUCUUUCUGGUGUUGGUAUGGCGAAUACGGUCCAAGGUAUGCAAGCAGCGGGUGUUCAAGCAUGCGCAAAACAUUAUCUCGGAAAUGAGCAGGAAUUGAAUCGAGACAAAAUGAGUGCGAAUAUCGCUGAUAGAGUCAACCAUGAGUUAUAUCUCUGGCCUUUCGCCGAAGCAGUAAAAGCAAACGUCGCAUCUGUAAUGUGUUCAUACAACAAAUUCAACAGCACAUAUGCGUGUGAAAACCAAGCUUUACUUACCGGAUUACUAAAAAAUGAAUUGGAUUUUCAGGGUUAUGUUGUUAGUGACUGGGCAGCACAGCAUACCACAACAGGUAGCGCGAAUGGGGGAAUGGAUAUGGCGAUGCCAGGAGAUAAUUUCGGCGACAAUAAUUUUCUCUGGGGAAACAAUCUCCUCAAUGCCGUAAAUGCCGGCACAGUCCCCCAAACCCGUCUCGACGACAUGGCUCUCCGUAUUCUCGCCUCUUGGUAUUUUCUCGGCCAAGACACAAAUUAUCCUGUUGUUACUGGCUGGAGUUCAUGGAAUGGCGGUGUUGGCGGUCCAAAUGUUUCAUCGGACCAUAAUACUGUUGCUCGAGCUAUUGCUCGUGAUGGAAUUGUGUUGUUGAAAAAUACUAAUAAUGCGUUGCCGCUUAAGAAACCUGCUAGUUUGGCAAUAAUAGGUCAAGAUGCUAUUGUGAAUCCGGCGGGUGCGAAUUCGUGUACGGAUAGAGGGUGUGAUACAGGGACUUUGGCUAUGGGUUGGGGCUCAGGCACAGCCGAUUUCCCAUAUCUAGUUGCCCCAUAUGAUGCUAUCAAAGCCAGAGCUGCCGCGGACGGCACAACUGUGACCCUCUCAAAUACAGAUUCUACAUCAACCGGAGCAUCAGUAGCCAGCGCCGCCGCAACAGCCAUCGUAUUCAUCAACUCUGAUUCGGGCGAAGAAUACAUUACCGUCGAAGGAGCAGCUGGUGACCGCAUCAACCUAGACCCCUGGCACAACGGCAACUCACUCGUGUCAGCCAUCGCCGCCGUAAACAAAAACACCAUCGUCGUAAUCCACAGCGUAGGCCCCUUAAUCCUCGAAUCCAUCCUCGCCCUCCCAAACGUCAUCGCCAUAAUCUGGGCCGGACUCCCCGGCCAAGAAUCCGGCAACGCACUCGUAGAUAUCCUGUACGGAUCCGUCUCACCCAGCGGCAAACUCCCCUUCACCAUCGCAAAAACCCAAUCCGAUUACGGAACUGCUAUUGCAAAUGGUGAUGAUAAUUAUUCCGAGGGUUUAUUUAUCGAUUACAGACAUUUCGAUCAAGCUGGUCUGACUCCCCGUUAUGAAUUCGGUUAUGGAUUAAGUUAUUCCUCUUUCUCGUAUUCGAAUCUAAUACUCUCAUCAAUAUCUUCCUCCUCAACAGGAAAUAACGCGCUUCUUCCUGGAGGAAAAUCAAAUCUUUUCGAUAUUAUCGCUACGGUUUCCAUUACGCUAUCUAAUAGUGGUAGUGUCCCCGCUGCGGAAAUAGCACAGUUGUAUAUUGGAUUUCCGGACUCGGUACCCGGUACACCUCUGAGACAACUUCGUGGGUUUAAGAAGAUUAGUUUAGAGGCGGGUGCGAAAAGUAGUUUGAUGUUUGAGUUGAGGAGAAAGGAUUUGAGUUAUUGGGAUGCGGGUUCGCAGAUGUGGGUUUUACCAGUGGGAUAUUUUGGGGUUUGGGUGGGCGCGAGUAGUAGGGAUUUGAGAUUGGAGGGGGUGCUUUCUGCUUCGAGUGGUAGUUCGAGUAUUUCGUCUCCUACAACCUCCGUAUCAAGCUCUACUAGCAAAACAACAACAACCCCAACUACUCCUCAACCAUCAACCAGCUCAAGUUCAACCACUACUACGACGAGUCCAACAACCCCAACAGGUCCAACUCAAACCCUCUACGGCCAAUGCGGAGGAAUCGGAUACACAGGCCCUACUAUCUGCGCCAGCGGAUCUUGCAAAUUUACAAAUACUUAUUAUAGUCAAUGUUUACCUUGA